AUGGAAACGCUUAACAAUGGAUUUGAACGUGGCCUACCAAUAUCAACAACACUCCCUGCAGGUGCAAAAAUUGACCUGGAGAUCAAAGGCCAUUGUCUUGCGCAAUUCACAGCUGAUGCCUUAGUGCCCGACGCGGUCGAAGGCAGCAAAAUGUAUCCGGGGUGGAUAUUCAUCCACAAGGACCUUGCUGACAGGUCUUGCGCAUCAAAAGCACCACUGCCCGAUACGAUUAUCCUUUCUCAACUGGCUAACCCGCAGCGAAAACGACGAUUGGGGAUAACGCUUGGGGUGAUGAUAAGCGUUUUGUGCUGUAGCCGGGCAAUGUUAAAUGGGUGCACGAACUUGUCCCUUGAUGGUGUCUUUAAGGUGGGAUGGAUGAAGUAUCUGGAGGAGCUGGUGAGCGUCGGGUCGCAGUGCGAAGGGUCCGAGAUGACCGUGGCGAGAGAUAAAACGAACCUAUAUUGUCAAGUGUAG
Messenger RNA from Paracoccidioides brasiliensis Pb18, 474 nucleotides. RefSeq lists its product as uncharacterized. The coding region runs from base 1 to 474 and encodes 157 amino acids. The record is from RefSeq and is a predicted model, not a curated record. The transcript has a single exon.